GGUGGGCAUCUCCACCACAGAAAAGAGAGACACCUUCUCUUUUUACAACACAAAGAUAGAAAAGACAGAGCUGCAUCAGACUGUUGAGCUUCUGUGAGGUUAACUAUGACCAAAUUCCUUUUCUACAUGUUUAUGAUGCAAAUGGCCUGUGAGGUCACUCCAUCAGUUCUGGAUCCUUUAUUUCAGUAUAUUGAUGGGAACCAAGACAAAUAUGUGCAGAGGCUGAAGAAGUGGGUGGCAAUCGAGAGUGAAUCCAGUAAUUCUCAGUCCUGGAAGGAAGUGGAAAAGAUGCUGAAUGUGACUGCUGGCCAGAUCCGAGACCUAGGAGGAAGUGUGGAGCUUGCCAGCGUGGGAAGUCAGGAGAUGCCCAGUGGAGAAUCUAUCCCGCUGCCCCCUGUGAUCUUGGCUGAGUUCAAGAAGGACCCGACCAAACCCACCCUCUGUGUUUAUGGACAUGUGGACGUGCAGCCUGCCAAGAAGGAGGACGGCUGGGUUACUGACCCCUACAAUCUGACAGAAGUCAACGGGAACCUGUAUGGACGAGGAGCAACAGACAACAAGGGGCCAGUCCUCGCUUGGCUUCAUGCAGUGGAGACCUACCAGGCACUGAAACAGGAAAUCCCAGUGAACAUCAAGUUCAUAAUCGAGGGGAUGGAAGAAGUGGGAUCAGAUGGCUUAGAGACAUUGAUUAGGCAGCGGAAUGAGAGCUUUUUCUCUGACGUGGAUUACAUUGUCAUCUCAGACAAUGUCUGGGUGAGCCGGAAGCCUGCCCUCACAUAUGGCACCAGAGGGAACUGCUACUUUUGUGUUGAGGUUGAGGGGCCCAAGCUGGAUCUGCACUCUGGGGUGUUUGGAGGAUCUGUCCAUGAACCCAUGACAGAUUUGAUAGCUCUGCUUGGCAGCCUCAUCGAGCCCAGUGGUAGAAUCCUGAUACCUGGCAUCAAUGAGGCUGUGGCUUCUCUAACAGAGGAGGAGAAGAAGCUGUACAAGGGUAUUGAGUUUGACCUGGAGGAGCAAAAGAAGGAUAUGGGCAUUCCAAGAUUCCUACAUGACAGCAAGGAAGAAAUACUUAUGUCUCGCUGGCGCUAUCCAUCCCUGUCAAUCCAUGGAAUUGAGGGAGAUUUUUCUGACCCUGGAUUAAAGACUGUUAUUCCCAGGAAGGUCAUUGGAAAAUUCUCCAUCCGUCAAGUUCCCAAUAUGGACCCACCAGUGGUGGAGAGGCAGGUGAAGGAAUAUCUCCAGGGUAUAUUUGACAAGCACAAGAGCCCCAACAAGCUGAAGAUAACCAUGAUUGUCGGAGCCAGACCUUGGGUGGCUGACCUAAUGGACCCUCAAUAUGUUGCAGGAAGAAGAGCGAUUAAAACUGUGUUCAGAGUGGAUCCUGACAUGAUAAGGGAGGGGUCCACCAUACCAAUUGCACAGACGUUCCAGGAGGUGACAGGGAAGAGUGUGAUGAUGCUGCCCAUCGGGGGCAACGAUGAUGCAGAACACUCCCAGAAUGAGAAGAUCAGCAGGUUCAACUACAUACAAGGGACAAAGCUUUUUGCUGCCUAUUUUUAUGAGCUGUCUCAACUGAAACACUGAAGAUUGUUCAACUUAACGAAAUGGCCAGAGUAUUCCUGUUUUCCUGUGAUUUACACUUUCUGGACUCGCCACGCACAUGCUCAGGAGUGAGAAGAACGCCUUCUUCCAGCUGAAAAGCUGUGAUGUGCUCCAGGCUUCAGUCAUUGAGCCUGUAUACACAUGCAACACGUUUACCUGGCAUUGUACAACUCUCUUUUCUAUCUUUCUGGCUUGUAUGACCAAAGAAAAUGGAAUAUGGCCACUGUUUUGGUCAUUCAGUUUUUUUGUUGGUUUUCCAUACUCAUUCACAGUGGUCACGGCCCUCAUGUGCUUUGUAAUUCUUCUUGCUGGUGUCUAAACAAUUUGAGUGUACUGUAACCCUGCAGUUGCCCAUAAUGUGUGUUUUUUCUGUACAUACUGCAAUGGAUGUGUCCUACAAUUUGAUUGACCUAUCACUUCAUGUUAUGAAGUCAAUUGAUUUGCUGUCAGUGAGUUCAAAUAAACAGUGCUUUAAUCCUA
Messenger RNA from Lepisosteus oculatus (spotted gar), 2082 nucleotides. Its product is annotated as beta-Ala-His dipeptidase-like. Gene Ontology annotation, cellular component: cytosol. Gene Ontology annotation, biological process: proteolysis. Gene Ontology annotation, molecular function: metallodipeptidase activity. The record is from RefSeq and is a predicted model, not a curated record. Lineage: Eukaryota; Metazoa; Chordata; Actinopteri; Semionotiformes; Lepisosteidae.